Molecule: messenger RNA, 1750 nt
Organism: Thermothielavioides terrestris NRRL 8126
Lineage: Eukaryota; Fungi; Ascomycota; Sordariomycetes; Sordariales; Chaetomiaceae
Exons: 1
Coding region: 220-1698 (492 amino acids)
Cellular component (GO): nucleus
Source: RefSeq, a predicted model, not a curated record
CUCAGGCCACCUUCCGCCCCCUCCACAAACUCGCUUCUUUGUCAACUCGCCUUUACUCAAACUUCACCGCUUUGAUCAGCCACAUCCCAAGUUCCAUCACCGCGGUGUUGCCAGUACUCACCUUGGCACUGCUGCUGAAUCGCGAAUAUUUUUGGAACUCAUCCGCAUCCACUCCUCAAGACCCUUCCAUUUUCUGCCAGACGGAUGAGCACAAGCGAUAUGAUACCGACGUGGCCAGCCGCUCCACCGCCCCCGGGCACCCAGCCCUCUGGGGGCUACACAACUUCCUACUCCGGUGAGUCGGCUCCGCGUCACACAUUGGGUUGUGUUUCUCUCGGGCCCUGUUCUUGCGACAGCUUCAACCGUAGCAUCCCACCGCUGAUCGCUCGCUUAAAUCCAGCUGCGCCUGCCUACACCGCAGUCGAAGUCCGACAGUCUUUCGGCCAGUCCUACUCUGUUCCGCAACCUUCCUACCCCGCCGCCCCUGCUUACGGCCAGACACAUUCCCCUUCGCCCAGCACAGCUAAUGUUGCACCCAACGUGAAUUCCCCGCCGCCUGCAGCCCCAGAUCAGGCCAAGAAGAAGAUCGACUGGCCCGACUCGGUCCGCCGUUACGUCCAGCGAUCCUUCACUCCCGCGAAUCUUGAUCCAACCGUCUCGAGGGCUGAAAUGGAGGCCAAGCUCAAGGAGACGAUAACCCAGGCCAAUGAGCAGGGCGUCAUGUAUACAAUCGACUGGGACUCGAUGCCUCUUCCCCAACACAUGAUCCGAGAGGAGCGUACCCGAGCCUUGCUUCUUCACCCGAAACCACAGGCACCGACCCCAAUUCAAGGCGCCGAAACGAGCACUGGAUCCAAGAAGAGAAAGUCCUGGGACCAAACGGACGCGGCAGCUCCGGCCACAACUGCCCCCGCUCCCCCAUGGCGGAGUGGGCCUGCCCGCCUUGAGGAUCGUGUCUCCUUUGCGUCCGACAAACGCCAGCCCAGCGAUGAUCCCCUCAAGCAUACAAGUAAGUUCAACAGGGCCGACAAGCGGCAGAAACGGGCCGAAGGGGAGUACACAACCUCCCGCGAGGAUACGCCGCCUCCCGCCGACGGUCCGGUCAUUGGCACCUGCCAGGACCUAGAGAAGCCCUAUCUCCGAUUGACUGCGGCUCCGAAGCCUUCCCAAGUCCGUCCUCCCCAUAUUCUGCGGCAGACGCUGGAGCUGCUCAAGAAGAGGUGGAAGAGGGAUCAAAACUAUGCCUACAUCUGCAACCAGUUCAAGUCCAUGCGACAGGAUCUCACAGUACAGCGUGUCCGGGAUGACUUCACGGUGGAAGUAUACGAAAUCCAUGCCCGCAUUGCCUUGGAGAAGGGGGAUCUCGGUGAGUAUAAUCAGUGCCAGACCCAGCUCAAGGCGCUGUACAAGCUGGGUCUGAAGGGCAAGCCGAACGAGUUCAAGGCGUACCGGAUUCUGUAUUACAUUCACACAGCGAACCGCACGGAGCUGAAUAACGCUCUGGCAGAUCUAACCCCAGCAGAGAAGCAAGAUAAGGCCAUCAAGCAUGCCCUGGAUGUGCGGUCCGCCCUGGCCUUGGGCAAUUACCAUCGGUUCUUCCAGCUCUACAACGACACGCCAAACAUGGGCGCAUAUCUCAUGGACAUGUUUGUCGGUAGAGAGCGCCUCGCUGCUCUGUGCAACAUCUGCAAGGCGUAAGUUCUGCUUACCUCGUCAAUUCUCGUCGCUCCCGGAGUUCGCUAAUUCGGCU